AGUUUCCGGCUGGCUCAGUGUUGCUGAUUUCCCACGUGUGUUGCUGGUUCGGGAUUCCUGGAUUACCGCUGUCCGGGUGAAUUUGUCCAGCCGGGGUACCCUGCACACUGAAGGAUGAAGGCCAGAAGAAAUAAAAAACAGGUUCCAAGCUUUCGGAAGUUGUUGAAAACUAGUAAAGUCAAACUUGAAAACAAGCUAAAAAACAAACAGUUUAAACAACAAAGCACUCUCAAGAAGUACCGUAAAGAGCAGAGGAAACUAAGGCAAGCUGUAAAAGAUGCCGUGUCUAAGAAACCCGUUCCAUUGGAGGACCCAAAGGAAAAACGACCAGGUAAAAGGAUUGAGAGGGAAGAGGGAGAAGAGGAGGAAGCCCUUCCUUUAGAUAUGAUGGAUGAAGAUGACUUACAGUUAAUGAAAGAUUUAGGACAAAGAGCAUCUUUUCUAACGAGAGACAUUUCUUCCAGUGAGCCUGUUCACGUCAAGAAACGGAAGCAUGAGAGUGUUAUAGAUAAAUAUGAAAAAAUACCAAGAACUCUGCAUACUGCGCCAGAGAAGGAACUGAUUCACUUACUUCCUAUCAAAGAUAAAAGUGGUAUAAUCCCACAGACCAGAGAGAAACCAGUUAUUGACAGUAACCAAGACGAAGAGGAUCAAGAGGAGAUGGAACCUGAGGAAGAGAUAAUUGAGAAGCCCAUUAAGGAGCUGACAUUAGAAGAACAUUUAAUUGAGAGGAAGAAGAAACUGCAGGAGAGGAAAAUGCAUAUUGCAGCCUUGGCAUCUGCCAUAUUAUCAGAUCCAGAAAGUAAUAUUAAAAAAUUGAAAGAAUUACGUUCUAUGCUGAUGGAACAGGAUCCUGAUGUGGCUGUCACUGUUCGAAAGCUGGUGAUAGUUUCUUUGAUGGAGUUAUUUAAAGACAUUACUCCUUCAUAUAAAAUACGACCCCUAACAGAGGCAGAAAAAUCCACCAAGAUCCGCAAAGAAACCCAGAAAUUAAGAGAAUUUGAAGAAGGCCUGGUUAGCCAAUACAAAUUUUAUUUGGAAAACCUGGAGCAAAUGAUCAAAGACUGGAAGCAAAGGAAGCUGAAGAAAAGUAAUGUAGUUUCCUUAAAGGCCUACAAGGGACUGGCAGAGGUGGCUGUGAAGAGCCUGUGUGAGCUGCUGGUGGCCCUGCCUCAUUUCAACUUUCACAACAACAUCAUUGUAUUGAUUGUCCCUCUCAUGAAUGACAUGUCAAAAUCGAUAUCUGAAAUGUGUUGUGAAGCAGUAAAGAAACUAUUUAAACAAGAUAAAUUAGGCCAAGCUUCCCUGGGUGUAAUUAAAGUGAUAUCUGGUUUUGUGAAGGGCAGAAAUUAUGAAGUUCGGCCAGAGAUGUUAAGAACAUUCUUGUGCCUAAGAAUCAAAGAAGUAGAAGUAAAAAAAGAUACGGAGGAUAUUAAUAAACCAAAAAAGUUCAUGACUUUUAAGGAAAAGAGAAAAACUCUAUCAAGAAUGCAGAGAAAGUGGAAGAAAGCAGAAGAGAAAUUAGAGAGAGAACUUCGGGAGGCAGAAGCUUCAGAGAGUACCGAGAAAAAACUUAAACUGCACACGGAGACUUUGAACAUCGUGUUUGUAACCUACUUCAGAAUACUGAAGAAGGCCCAGAGGUCACCCCUCUUGCCAGCAGUUUUGGAAGGUCUUGCCAAGUUUGCUCACCUUAUAAAUGUGGAGUUUUUUGAUGAUUUAUUAGUAGUUCUACAUUCUCUCAUUGAGUCUGGUGACUUAAGCUAUCAAGAAAGUCUUCACUGUGUCCAGACUGCUUUUCAUAUUCUUUCUGGGCAAGGUGAUGUUCUGAAUAUUGAUCCAAUGAAAUUCUAUACUCAUCUUUACAAAACACUGUUCAAAUUACAUGCAGGUGCUACGAAUGAAGGUGUUGAGACCGUCCUCCAGUGUCUUGAUGUCAUGCUGACUAAACGCAGAAAGCAAGUUUCUCAACAGCGGGCCCUUGCCUUCAUUAAGCGCCUUUGUACCCUUGCUCUUCACGUGCUUCCAAAUUCGAGCAUUGGCAUUUUAGCAACUAACAGAAUAUUAAUGCAUACUUUCCCUAAAACAGACCUGUUGCUUGACAAUGAAUCUCAGGGAAGUGGGGUUUUCCUUCCUGAGCUGGAUGAACCCGAGUACUGCAACGCUCAGAACACCGCUCUUUGGGAACUGCAUGCACUGCGGCGACAUUACCAUCCUAUAGUGCAGAAGUUCGCUGUUCACCUCAUUGCCGGAGCCCCUUCGGAAGGCUCGGAAGCGCUCAAACCAGAAUUGAGCCGAAGAUCUGCUGCAGAACUUUUUGAGGCUUAUAGCAUGGCAGCAAUGACCUUCAAUCCUCCUGUUGAAUCUUCAAACUCCAAAAGGAAGGAUAAAGUUUUACAAGGGGAUUCAUUUUUGAAUGAAGAGUUAAGUCAACUGAUCAAAAGACAUUGCAGACAAGUUGCUACUCAGUUGCCUCUGGAUUUUACCAAAUGUUUGGAAACAUCACUACGGUAGUAGAAGAAUGAGGAGUCUCUGGACUUCAUGUAUAUUUGUGUGUUUGUGCAGGUGCACAUAAAGAUAGAUUGUUAAUUUAGGACUUUCUCUUGAGGAGAAAGACUUAUCUUUUGCGUGGCACAGGGUUCUGCCCCAAUCCUAAAAAUAAGCACAGGAAAAUCAAGACUAUGAGAUUGCUUUUUACCAGUCAAUUACUCUUUAUAACCAAAUAAAUCUAUUUUUAUUGUACCACCAUGACGGAAGUGAGAAACAGUCUAAAUUUGAGUGUAUAUAUUUUUAUGAAAAUUUUUGAGAAAAGGAAAAAUAGCUUGCAAUUGGAUACCAAGUUCUUUGGCUCUUACUGGACAAUAAACUUCAAGAAGUAA
Messenger RNA from Dama dama (fallow deer), 2879 nucleotides. RefSeq names its product NOC3 like DNA replication regulator (gene NOC3L). The transcript has 21 exons. Gene Ontology annotation, biological process: DNA replication initiation. The record is from RefSeq and is a predicted model, not a curated record. Gene Ontology annotation, molecular function: chromatin binding. NCBI's taxonomy places the organism in Eukaryota, Metazoa, Chordata, Mammalia, Artiodactyla, Cervidae. The coding region runs from base 115 to 2514 and encodes 799 amino acids. Gene Ontology annotation, cellular component: nucleolus.